AUGGGCAGAGGUCUGAAUAUUAUGGACAAUAAUGCCUCUUCUUUUUUUGCACUUCCAUUAAACUCUGAAUUUCAGUUGACGGCGAAACGUCUCAAUGAAGCUUUACUGACCAUGCACAGACAACAUCGGUUCAGUCAGCUGGUAUUUUAUUUGGAGUCAUGUAGAAGUGGGUCGAUGUUCAAGAAUAUCCUGAGAAGCAAUAUUAAUGUUCUAAUUGAUGCUAAAGUGCCUUCUUUAGUAUACGCCAUCACUGCCACUCAGAGCAAGAAUCUACGCCACCUUACUUGUGAAUAUCCCUUGAUUUACCGUGUCUCGGAGCUGAAUUCUCUGUUAAUUGGAUGGAGGACUCCGAUGAGAACGCAUGCAAUAACAAACAUCAAUGCUGAGACACUGGACGAGCAGUUCCAGAUAGCGAGAGAACUAACGGUGAAAUCCGAUGUGAUGCGCUUUGGUAAUCUGAGCAUAUCCAGGGAACCGGUGGGAUUGUUCCAAGGUACUGCGAAUGCCAUGCUGAGGGCCAGCGAAAGGAACAAGGAAGAAUGUGAGGACAGACACUCUUUUCAUUAUUGUUCACUGCUUAAACACCAGACAGUUUUAUGGCCGUCGAGAGACGUGGAGCUUAUGCAUUUGAGAAACAUGAAACAGCUUAACCCUAAUUCAACCGCAGUUGACGUUCUGAUCAAUCGAAUUGAGAAGGUGAGCUUUUCAGACAUGUGGUGA
This is a messenger RNA of Cooperia oncophora, 720 nucleotides long. Lineage: Eukaryota; Metazoa; Nematoda; Chromadorea; Rhabditida; Trichostrongylidae. The record is from the annotation of a GenBank genome assembly.